AUGGCCUUCCUGAUGAUGUACCCCGCCAUAGCUAUUCUCUCACUAUUUGUGUUAAUGGUUAUUAUACUGAUAUUGAGAUUUGGUUCACGUUGGUGUAAGCUUAGGCACACUACAUUUGCAGACAAGGAUGUGUGGAAUGAGGAUGAGGCUUAUGAGCAAAAAGUCUCAUAUGCAUAACAUGUUGGCACAAGUUGUAAUCAUUCUAUUUAUAAUCUAAGAUCUGGCAUUAAAAAUAUAUACCUUCAUCUCAUAUUUAUUAGUAAUAAGAUAUAACUAAUAAAUAAUGUUCACAGAGACAUUAACCAUCCGCAAUAGGCAACCUAUGUGCAAUGUGUCAAUAUAAAUAUUUUCUAUAAUUAAUUUCUUAUCCCAAAUAAAUAACAGAUGAGGGUAUAUAUUUUAUGCCGGAUCUCGUACUAUUAUGUGAGUACAUAAAUGUAUGUAUGGCACCAAUAUAUUGUCUUGUAACUUACGCUUUUGUUUUGACGUGUAAUUUUUCCUUUUUUGAAAAUUUAUAUUUAUAUUUUUAUCUUUACCUAUACAAAUUACCCACCUUGUUUUGGGUACAAAGCCUCUUGAGACACACUUUAUUAAACAUACAGCUAUAGUUUUAAUAUUAAUUAGGUACAAUUGAUUUAAAGUAUUGUUACUUUAUAAUUUUUUAAACAUAGUUUUUAAUUUUGAGCACUUAUUGUAGUUAAGAUUGUCUAAUUGUUUUGUACACUUUUUAAAUUUGCUGAUUUUGCAGUUUAGUGACGUAUAUAGGUAAAUGAAUAUGCAAAUCCGCCUUAAGAAACAAUUCCGUCCAUUAUUUGUAUACUUUUUUUUACCAUUUUUAGAUUGUAAGCUAUUGUUCUAUAUAUAUAUUGUAACUCUUGUUUUUUUUCGCUAUAUAAACUAUUUUAAAAAUCUA
Molecule: messenger RNA, 913 nt
Organism: Bicyclus anynana (squinting bush brown)
Lineage: Eukaryota; Metazoa; Arthropoda; Insecta; Lepidoptera; Nymphalidae
Gene: wrm2
Exons: 1
Coding region: 1-177 (58 amino acids)
Source: RefSeq, a predicted model, not a curated record